UGCUGUCUGUAUUCACUCCCAUACUAUAGAGAGGGGCAGAGACAGGAAGAGGUAGUGGUGUGUGAGCAGCCCUGUGCUGUUUAUCUGUCUCUGAGAGCAGAAGCGACCAUCAGCUGGGGCACAACAUGGCAGCCAAGGCUCGCGUUUUGUACGAUUUUGUUGCAGAACCCGGAAACAAUGAGCUGACUGUCAAGGAAGGGGAACUAAUCACAAUAACAAACAAGGAUGUAGGUGGAGGCUGGAUAGAAGUAAAAAACACUCAAGGGGAAAGAGGACUUGUACCAACUGAUUAUAUUGAGUUCGUAUCUGAUGGGGGUGCUAUCAAUUCAGCUGCAGAUCUAUCAUUUUUGGAAAAACUCUCUGCGGUCACAGCCAACUCUACUGCAAACAACAAUGAGCAGGUAACAGGUACCAAUGACCCAUGGUCAAGCUGGAAUGCAGCAGCCAAUCCUGUCAACUCGGAUAGUACGAAUGACCCUUGGAAUGCAAGUCAGAAAAAUGCCUCAUCAAACAACUGGGAUAGCUCUGCAGCAUUUGGUCAUCCACAGGCUUAUCAAGGUCCAGCAGGCGAGGAUGACGAUUGGGAUGACGACUGGGAUGAUGCAAAGUCCUCUCCGCCAGGUUACCUCGGUUACAAGGACAAUGAGACUUCAGAAUCAGGAACUGCAAACCGUGGACGACCUGCCUCCAUGAAGAUACCUCUAAACAAAUUUCCUGGAUUUGGUAAAUCUGGAGUUGAACAGUAUCUAUUAGCUAAGCAGCUAGUGAAAUCCAAAGAGAAAAUCCAAAUUAUUAUUGGGGAUUAUGGCCCAAUGUGGGUUUACCCAACUACUUCAUUUGACUGUGUUGUAGCCGUUCAAAAGGGAUCCAAAAUGUAUGGUCUGAAAAGUUACAUUGAAUAUCAGCUUACCACAACAAACACUAACCGGUCAGUAAACCCGUAUAAACACUUUGUGCUAUACGAACGUCUCCUAGUUAAAUUUGGAUUAGCCAUACCUAUUCCAUCUCUUCAGACAAACAAACUCACAGGCCGUUUUGAAGAAGAAUUUAUAAAGAUGCGAAUGGAGAGACUGCAAAACUGGAUGUCCAGAAUGUGCCGUCACCCAGUCGUUUCAGAGAGUGACGUUUUUCAGCAGUUCCUUAAUUUUCGAGAUGAGAAGGAAUGGAAGAUCGGGAAGAGAAAAGCAGAGAAAGAUGAAACAGUUGGGAGUAUGAUAUUUUCUACAGUGGAACCUGAAGCUCCAGACCUGGAUAUGUUAGAAGUGGAACAGAAGUGUGAAGCAGUUAGCAGAUUUACCAAAGCAAUGGAUGAUGGUGUUAAGGAUUUGCUUAACGUGGGCCAAGAGCACUGGAAACGUUGCACAGGACCUUUACCAAAGGAAUAUCAAAAGAUCGGAAAGGCAUUACAGAAUCUAUCUCAAGUUUUCAGCACCAGUGGUUAUCAAGGUGAAACAGAUCUGAACAGUGCCAUCACAGAAGCAGGAAAAACGUAUGAAUCUAUUGCUACAUUAGUUGAAGAACAGCCAAGGAAAGAUCUUCAUUUCUUGAUGGAAACUAAUCAUGAAUACAAAGGUUUCUUGAGUUGCUUUCCUGAUAUGAUAUCUGCCCACAAGGCAGCCAUUGACAAAGUGAAAGAAGGUGACAAAUUGGUGGCGACCAGUAAAAUUACACAGCAGGACAAAGUAAACAUGGUGAAGCGAGUAAGCACUAUGUCAUACGCACUGCAAGCUGAAAUGAACCACUUUCAUUCUAAUCGGAUUUAUGAUUACAAUAGUGUGAUUCGCCUAUAUUUGGAACAGCAGAUACAGUUUUAUGAGACAAUUGCUGAGAAAUUGAAACAGGCACUGAACCAAUUCCCAGUUAUGUAGAGGAACAUAUGCAACACAAAUACGUUUUUGAAAGUGCCUCUUUCCAGUUGGUGGACAUAGUGAGAUAGCCUUUUGGACAUUGGAACUAGGAGAAAACCCUGGAACUGCACAUUUGCAGCAGCUGUGUUUAAAACACAUCUUUACACUAAUUAUGCUGUUUUGUUUAAAAAAAAAAAAUAAUAAUAAUCAUCUGUCCCAUGAUGGAAGCAAUUUUCCGUUUGCACUUAAAUGUCCUGGCUUCUAAUUGUGCAUAUACACAAAGCCAUGCCUUGCCGCUUCUCACCAAGUGCUAAGCAGGAAGGGCACCUUAAUGCAGCAGUAUGACUGGAGGAAACGUUAAAGAACACACAGGUUGUGCUUUAUCCUACCUUAAUACCUUAAUUGGAAAUUGCUGAUGUGUCUGCUGGAUCCAAAUCCCAUGAUUCUUUUGAAAGGAUGUCAUAGUUGAUAUUAGCAAUAACUUGGAGGAAUUUAAAUGUUUUCUCUUCAUCAAUGUUACUAACACUAAAUGCUAUAUACACAAAUAUAUAUAUGCACAUAUAUGUGUAUGUGUGUGUUUCUAUAUAUAUAUAUAUACACACAUAUUUAUGUAUAUAUAUAUAUAUAUAUAUAAGAACAUUCUUUACUGAAGAAAAUGUAUUGUUUUUUCUUCAAUAUACCAUGAAUUAUUAGGUAUCUUGACGUAUAAAACGAAUACAUUUCAUUUCUUAAUGCAAGUUUUUCUACACCUGUAUAAACUGUAAGCAUAAACUUUAAAUAUAUGAUGUGCCAUACUUUGUGCAAUCCAUAUAUAUUAAUGAUUUUUUUGCUAUUAUUGGGCCUUGUUACAACUGUGCUUCUCCUCUGUUAAGUUUCAUUAUACUUGGUUGUGCAACUCAGGAAAAAAAGUUUCUUUUUUUUUUAAUAAACAAGGGAAACUGAUUUAUUGGAA
Bombina bombina (fire-bellied toad) is the source of this 2799-nucleotide messenger RNA. RefSeq names its product sorting nexin 9 (gene SNX9). Gene Ontology annotation, molecular function: protein binding; phosphatidylinositol binding. NCBI's taxonomy places the organism in Eukaryota, Metazoa, Chordata, Amphibia, Anura, Bombinatoridae. The record is from RefSeq and is a predicted model, not a curated record. Gene Ontology annotation, cellular component: plasma membrane; cytoplasmic vesicle. Gene Ontology annotation, biological process: plasma membrane tubulation; cleavage furrow formation; mitotic cell cycle.